Lathyrus sativus (Indian pea) is the source of this 1518-nucleotide messenger RNA. The record is from the annotation of a GenBank genome assembly. NCBI's taxonomy places the organism in Eukaryota, Viridiplantae, Streptophyta, Magnoliopsida, Fabales, Fabaceae.
AUGGAACUCUUCUUCUCCCUCCAAUCAUUUUUCAUCCCCAUCCUCUCGGUUCUCUUCCUUUAUCUCUACUUUCGUUUCUUCACCAUAUCAAACAAACCCGGCUUCAAAACCUACCCUCUUGUCGGAGCUUUACCCUCAUUUAUAUUAAACCGCCACCGCUUCCUCCAAUGGACCACCCAAAUCCUCCGCGACUGUCCCACCAACACCGCCGUUUUCAUCCGCCCCGGCAGAAUACACGGCAUCAUAACAGCCAACCCAGAAAAUAUACAACACAUUUUAAAAACCAAAUUCGAAAACUACCCUAAAGGCGAAAGAUUCAUCAGUUUACUUCAAGAUUUUCUCGGUAGAGGAAUAUUCAACUCCGACGGUGAUCUCUGGAAGCUUCAGAGAAAAACCGCCAGCUACGAAUUCAACACCAAGUCCUUAAGAAACUUCAUCGUAGAAAAUGUAACUGUUGAAACGCAAACUAGGCUCAUUCCUAUUCUCUCAAAAGCAACUGAGAAAAACGAAGUCCUUGAUUUGCAGGACCUUUUAGAAUGUUUCGCAUUCGAUAACGUUUGCAAACUCGCUUUCAACGUCGACCCUGGAUGUCUCGGCGGUGACGGCACCACCGGAAACGCCUCCUUCAUGCGCGCUUUCGAAGACGCUGCAGUGUUAAGUUCUGGAAGGUUCAUGUCUCUUUUCCCAUCGUCAUGGAAAGUGAAAAAGAUUCUCAAUACGGGAACAGAGCGGAGAUUGAAACAAUCAAUCGCAGCCGUUCAUGAGUUUGCUGAUGAAAUCAUACGAUCAAGAAUGGAAGCGAAAGAGGGUCCUACAAAAGGUGAAGAUUUAUUAUCACGCUUCAUCAGUACAGAAGAAGCUUCACCGGAGUUUCUCCGUGAUAUCGUGAUAAGCUUUAUUCUGGCUGGACGCGAUACGACGUCGUCUGCUUUGAGUUGGUUCUUCUGGAUCUUAUCUUCGAGAACCGACGUUAAAGAAAAAAUAAUCAAAGAAAUAGAAACGGUGCGUUCAAGAAGUGAAUCCAAAACGGCGUCGUUUGGUUAUGAGGAAUUGAAGGAGAUGCAAUACUUACACGCGGCGAUUACGGAGGCGAUGCGAUUGUACCCGCCGGUACCGGUUGAUACGAAGGCGUGUUUAAACGACGACGUUUUGCCGGAUGGAACUAGAAUUCCAAAAGGUUGGUUUAUUUCUUACCAUACUUAUGCUAUGGGGAGAAUGGAGAGUGUGUGGGGGGAGGAUUGUAAUGAGUUUAAACCUGAGAGGUGGUUAGAAAAUGAGAAUGGUGAUGGUGAUUAUGUUUGUAGAAGUGAGAGUCCGUUUCGGUUUCCGGUGUUUCACGCGGGUCCUAGGAUGUGUUUGGGGAAAGAAAUGGCUUAUAUUCAGAUGAAGUCUAUUGCAGCUUCUGUUAUGGAGAGGUUUGAGGUUGUUGCGGUGGACAAAGACAAGUGUCCUGAGCAUGUUUUGUCUUUAACUUUGAGGAUGAAAGAUGGGUUGCCUGUGCGUGUGCGAGCAAGGUAA